GUGCGACUUUGGUCCCGGUCUUCCCCUUCCGAAAUCUCGUGCAGCGGCCGCCGCUACGGCGCUACCAUCGCAUGCCAACCAGCCAGCCAGCCAGCCAAGGCUCCAAAGUUCGCAGCGCAUUCACCACCAGCUCCACUCCCAACUCCCGCUGAUCUCACGCUCACCACCAGCCCGCCCCACAUCUUCUCUGCCUAUAACAGAUUCACAUCGCCCGCGUGAUUCAUGAUAAAAAUCCUCCUCCAAAUCGGAGUCUAGCCCGUGCCCAAAACCCUAGCGACCGCCGGAGAGCUUGCCCGAACCGAGGCCGCCGGAACGGGAAAUUAGAUCGCGGCUGGCGAUGGAGAGCCCCGCGAAGGAGGAGGCCGGCGGGGAGCUGGCGAUGGAGAUCGAGUCGUCGGUCACGGCGGAGGACUGGCGCCGCGCGCUCUCUCGCGUUGUGCCAUCCGUCGUCGUCCUCCGCACAACCGCGCCGCGCGCCUUUGACACCGAGGUCGCCGGCGCCAGCUACGCCACCGGGUUCGUCGUUGACAAGUCCCGCGGCAUCAUCCUCACUAACCGCCAUGUCGUUAAGCCAGGGCCUGUGGUCGCGGAGGCCAUGUUCGUGAACAGGGAAGAGAUCCCUGUGUACCCCCUGUACAGAGAUCCUGUACAUGAUUUUGGUUUUUUUCGCUAUGAUCCAGGUGCCAUUAAGUUUCUCAAGUAUGAUGAGAUUCCGCUGGCACCUGAAGCAGCAUCAGUCGGGCUAGAAAUCCGGGUUGUCGGAAAUGACAGCGGGGAAAAGGUUUCAAUUUUGGCAGGAACACUUGCUCGACUUGAUAGAGAAGCACCAUACUACAAGAAGGAUGGAUAUAAUGAUUUCAAUACAUUCUAUAUGCAGGCUGCAUCUGGUACUAAAGGUGGCUCAAGUGGUUCACCUGUUGUUGAUUGCCAAGGAAGGGCUGUUGCCCUGAAUGCUGGAAGCAAAUCUUCCAGUGCCUCUGCCUUCUUCCUUCCAUUAGAACGUGUUGUCAGAGCACUGAAUUUGAUACGUGAUAGCUGGGAUGCAUUUGGUACCAAGCCAGAAUCUGUUUAUAUUCCACGUGGUACACUUCAGGCGACCUUUCAACACAAAGGAUUUGAAGAAACUCGGCGUCUUGGCCUCCGGAAUGAAACCGAGCAGAUGGUGCGUGUAGUUUCUCCAGUAGGCGAGACUGGAAUGCUGGUUGUUGAUUCAGUGGUACCUGAAGGCCCUGCGCAUAAACAUUUGGAACCUGGUGAUGUUCUAGUACGCAUCGAUGAGGAGGUUGUAACUCAGUUUCUUAGAUUGGAGACUUUACUUGAUGAUAGUGUUGGCAGGGAAAUUGAUUUGCAGAUAGAGAGGGGUGGAGUUCCUUUAACAGUAAAAUUGCAGGUUGAGGAUUUGCACUCUAUAACUCCAAAUCAUUUCUUGGAAGUUAGUGGUGCUGUCAUCCAUCCACUGUCAUAUCAGCAGGCUAGAAACUUCCGAUUCAAAUGUGGUCUCGUAUAUGUUGCUGAAGCAGGGUACAUGCUCUCUCGGGCAUCUGUUCCACGUCAUGCCAUUAUUAAAAAGCUUGCAGGAGAGGAUAUUGCACAUUUAGAUGACCUUAUUGCAGUUCUUUCAAAAUUGUCUAGGGGAUCACGAGUGCCUCUAGAAUAUGUCAAAUACACUGACCGUCACCGGAACAAAUCUGUACUGGUGACAAUUGAUCAACAUGAAUGGUAUGCGCCACCUCAGUUAUAUACUCGAAAUGAUGGAACUGGCUUGUGGACUGGAAAACCAGCUAUGUCACCGGAAUCUCCAUUUUUAGCUCCAGCUCAUCAUGCUAAUCAUGUGGACACAAACUCGAACUCUGUUUCAUCUUUAUCUGAAUCUAGUCCUAUGGAUCUCAAGUGCCAGUAUGAUUCUGAGAACCUGGCAGAUGGAUGCAUCAAGAUGCAAACUGAUGAUGAGAUUGUUGUAGAUGGAUCUCACUCUAACGAAGAUUCUCUUGUUGAGAAAAAAAGGCGACGUGUGGAUGAGGAGAUAGCUGCUGAGGGAACUUUACCAUCUUAUGGAGAUCUAGAGGAUGUUAAAGGUGGUUCUUUGAGGCAUCCUUCCAAUGCAGAAGGCUCUGAACUUGCUCGAACAAUAUCAAGUAAUGCAUCUUUGGCAGAACAAGUAAUUGAACCAGCCCUAGUAAUGUUUGAGGUGCAUGUGCCGCCUGUUUGCAUGCUUGAUGGAGUUCACUCUCAACAUUUCUUUGGAACAGGAGUUAUAAUAUAUCAUUCUGAACAUCUGGGUCUGGUUGCAGUUGAUAGGAAUACGGUUGCUGUAUCUAUCUCUGAUAUAAUGCUUUCAUUUGCUGCAUAUCCCAUUGAAAUACCUGGAGAGGUUGUUUUCCUCCAUCCUGUUCACAACUUUGCUCUUGUCGCUUAUGAUCCUUCUGCACUAGGAGCUGGAGCAUCUGUUGUCCGGGCUGCUAAGCUUCUACCAGAACCUGCUUUGCGACGAGGAGAUUCUGUCUAUCUAGUUGGGCUUAGUAGAAGCUUACAGGCAACAUCAAGGAAAUCAAUCAUAACUAAUCCUUGCACAGCUGUUAAUAUUGGGUCAGCUGAUUGUCCUCGAUACCGUGCAAUAAAUAUGGAGGUCAUUGAGCUUGAUACUGAUUUUGGUAGCACAUUUUCGGGCAUAUUAACUGAUGAGCAAGGAAGAGUUCAAGCAUUAUGGGCUAGCUUUUCUACCCAGCUGAAAUAUGGUUGCAGCAGCUCAGAGGACCAUCAGUUUGUUAGAGGCAUACCAAUAUAUGCAAUAAGCCAAGUACUUGAGAAGAUUAUCUCUGGAACUCAAGGACCUUUUAGGCUUAUCAACGGAAUAAAGAGGCCAAUGCCAUUUGUCAGACUUUUGGAGGUGGAACUUUAUCCAACUUUGCUAUCCAAGGCAAGAAGUUAUGGAUUGAGUGAUAACUGGGUGCAGGCCCUUGCGAAGAAGGAUCCUGUGCGUAGACAAGUCCUGCGGGUGAAAGGUUGUUUGGCUGGAUCGAAAGCAGAAAAUCUUCUAGAGCAGGGAGAUAUGAUUCUUGCUAUUAACAAGGAGCCAAUUACAUGCUUCCUUGACAUUGAGAAGGCUUGCCAAGGAUUGGACCAAUCCAUUGGGUCAGAUGGAGUGCUUAACAUGACAAUAUUCCGUCAGGGAAAAGAAAUCGACCUUAUUGUUGGAACUGAUGUAAGAGAUGGCAAUGGUACAACCCGAAUGGUUAAUUGGUGUGGAUGCAUUAUCCAGGAUCCUCAUUCAGCAGUGCGUGCACUUGGCUUUUUACCAGAAGAAGGUCAUGGUGUUUAUGUUGCUAGAUGGUGUCAUGGAAGUCCGGUACAUAGAUAUGGCCUCUAUGCUCUCCAGUGGAUCAUCGAAGUUAAUGGGCAACCAACAACGGAUCUGGAAACCUUUAUACAGGUGGUGAAGGGUCUCGAAGAUGGUGAAUUUGUUAGGGUGAGGACUGUCCAUUUGAAUGGAAAGCCUCGUGUACUUACUCUAAAACAGGACCUUCACUACUGGCCGACAUGGGAGCUCAGCUUUGAACCCGAAACUGCUACAUGGCGGAGGAGAAUAAUAAAAGCAUUGCAAUCAACUAAGGCGUGAUAUUUUUAUGUUUUCCUGCGACAUUUUCAUGCUCAGAGGAGAAUAUAGGUAAGGAAAUUAUAGGUUCAUGCCUUGGUUUGGUAAGCUAAAUUCUGCAUUAUGCAGGAUUAAGCUACCCUGCACUUUGUAGGGUCAGUUGUGGGCAUUAGCUUAGGGGGGGGCUUGAAAGAUAUAUAGUAAGUACAUCAUUGAUAGUAAUAUGGAUUCAUCGGCUGUGGUCUCUGGACAAUUUGACCACAGGAUUUGCCUUCUGUAUAUCGUCCAUUCCUAUAUUUUGGUAGAAAAUGAAAUAAAUCGUUAGUGUUUCCA
Molecule: messenger RNA, 3925 nt
Organism: Sorghum bicolor (sorghum)
Lineage: Eukaryota; Viridiplantae; Streptophyta; Magnoliopsida; Poales; Poaceae
Product: protease Do-like 7
Exons: 24
Coding region: 338-3616 (1092 amino acids)
Biological process (GO): proteolysis
Molecular function (GO): serine-type endopeptidase activity; protein binding
Source: RefSeq, a predicted model, not a curated record